AUGACCACGUUAGAGAGAAGGCUGGGACUGAUCGGUGAGCGGUUUGAAGAGUUGGAUAAGGCGGCUCAGGCACUAACCGAGAAGUUAGACCGCCAUAAACAGCUACUCGGUCAGCAGGAUCGACAAGACAAGGUGUGGGCUUUUCUACUGAGUCAAAGUCUGUCAACUCAGGAGUCCCAGCUAUUGUUUGGGUAUGUGGUCGAUGCCCUUAAGUGCUGCCAUACCUGCGUGCUGGAGAAGGUUCCAGAACUUGCUUCUGGUAUGCCCACUUUGGCAUCAGUGUUGCGCCGGCGAGGGAGGAAUCGGAGAGUAGAGUUGGCAUGGCAACGAGCGUUGACAGACGUGGGCCUGAAUGAGGAAGAUGUUUCCGUGCUCUGUACUUUCUAUGUUGUUCAUGGUCACAGCUGCGAAUUUCGACGUGACGUGGCAACAGUAGUGCCAAAGGCAGACGUUCAGAUGUUGAUCCAUCGUGUUGUGCUGGACCCUUCAUUGAGGGCAAGUUUGCUGAGAGCUGUGCAGCUUGCGGAAGGUAAAAGAGCUCCACAGAAAGAGAUACAAAAACCAGCAACCUCCAUACAACUCCUGCUUUCUAAAUCCAAUCCAACAACUGAAUAA
Messenger RNA from Chanos chanos (milkfish), 615 nucleotides. RefSeq names its product single-pass membrane and coiled-coil domain-containing protein 1-like. The transcript has 3 exons. The record is from RefSeq and is a predicted model, not a curated record. The coding region runs from base 1 to 615 and encodes 204 amino acids. NCBI's taxonomy places the organism in Eukaryota, Metazoa, Chordata, Actinopteri, Gonorynchiformes, Chanidae.